AUCGCUUGUCGCCAUUGCUUCGUUUCGCCUCUUGUAUUAUAGACCAUCCCUUUUCGUCGAUGUCUGCAUGCUCGAAUACCCUUCGAGCACUCUCUCGGUCUUGCAUACCCACGAACAAGACGCUCCUGCCGUUCCUGUACCAGACAGCCACGAUCCAGCAAUGGAAGCCCGCCGCCCAACCCAUUGCACGCCGCAACAUCUCACGCUACAGUCGCAAAGACGAUCCAUCCGCUGAAGACAUUCCCUUCGAGAACAAAGAGGAACUGCCGCCAGCGCUCGACGAUCUCGAACCUGCACGCAAAACCACCAUCACCGGCUCGGAGCGCGCAGCUUUCGAGAAGCUGUACAGAAAGUUCAACACACGUGGCAGCCGCCAGAAUGAGAAGGAUCACGAGGUAGAGAUCGAUGCGAUUGCCGACGAAUAUUGGGAGCCUGACGAGGAGGAGGAGGAUCCCAAGGCGAGCCUGGACAAAAUCUUCGAUGAUGCGCUGAAGGGUAAAGCCAAAUCAGCGAGAGAAUGGAACAGGUCAGGCACGGAACAACUGAGGAGCAGGAAAUCCAAACAGGAUCUUCAGAGCAUGGCAGAACAUGUUUUGAAGGGAACUCGCCCCCUUGAAAUGAGGGCGCGCGAGCUACGAGCGAAGAAGAAGAAAGACACAAGCGCCCAAGCCGCAAAGCUAAACGAAGCACGCUUGCGAGAGCGCAACCGCAUAGACGCCCUCCUCACAUCCGCAAAAACCGACCGCGAGCUCUGGGAAACCCUGCAGCGCGAAGUCUUCGACCAAGUCCGUCAAUUGGACCUCGACAGCACGGCCCCGAAACCCAAAAGGCCUGCUCGAAAUGCGAAGUCCACUUCCACAACCACGACCGUGGAUCCGAAGAUUCUGUUCACGAACUACCCGCACCACCUCCUCACCGCGCUCACAACCCUCCGCACACACUUCCCCGCCUCCCCCCUCCCGCUCUCGAUCCUACCCACGAUAAAGAGCCUCGGCCGCUCGUCCUACGCCCUCGGCGCCACAACCGCGCUAUACACAACCCUCCUCCGCACAGCAUGGCUGCAGCAGUCCUCAUACCCGCUGCUCACCAGCCUGCUCACCGACAUGCACAACGGCGCGAUCGAGUUCUCAGUCGACACGCUCGCGCUGCUGGACCAAGUGAUCAGAGAGUUCGACAUGGCGAGGAGCGGCAGGCUGGGCAGGGAAAUGCAGAUGGUGUACGGGAUGGAACAGUUUGGCGAGGGGAUCAGGGAGGUGCGUAGGUGGCGGCAGGUUGUGGCGGAGAGGGUGGGCGCGGAUGAUGGGAGGAGGGAGAAGGGGACUGUGCCUGUGCCGCGGAGACGGAGGGUGGUCGAUGAUGGGGAGGCGGUUGGCGAUCACGUGCCGCUCGUUGAGGGGAUGAAUGGAGCGCCGGAGCAGUCGCCGGGACAGGUCGAGCGUGUUGAUCCAGCGGUUGAGUUCGGGUUUCUGAGCGAGGAGAGUGGUGGGGAAGCAGCCAGGGCGGACGAGCCGGAUGGCGUUCCGGCAGAAGCUGCUGAGAAGGUAGAGGAGAAGCUACAGGAUGAGGUUAAAGACGACAUCAAGGAAGAGGAAGAUAGGACGGCCGAUAAGUCAGAGGCCGCAGCAAAGACCUCGACUGGCGAACCUGUACCAUGGACGCCAUCGUAAGAUUACUUGUAGCAGUACGUACCAUCACCAAUGUAAAUAUGACACUCUGUACAUGGACUGACUCAUCGCAAUGCGAAC
This is a messenger RNA of Macroventuria anomochaeta, 1745 nucleotides long. RefSeq lists its product as uncharacterized. Bases 60 to 1667 code for a protein of 535 amino acids. Gene Ontology annotation, cellular component: mitochondrion. The record is from RefSeq and is a predicted model, not a curated record. The transcript has a single exon. Lineage: Eukaryota; Fungi; Ascomycota; Dothideomycetes; Pleosporales; Didymellaceae.